Carassius auratus (goldfish) is the source of this 785-nucleotide messenger RNA. Its product is annotated as dnaJ homolog subfamily C member 24. The coding region runs from base 162 to 614 and encodes 150 amino acids. Gene Ontology annotation, biological process: positive regulation of ATP-dependent activity. The transcript has 6 exons. Gene Ontology annotation, molecular function: ATPase activator activity; ferrous iron binding. Lineage: Eukaryota; Metazoa; Chordata; Actinopteri; Cypriniformes; Cyprinidae. The record is from RefSeq and is a predicted model, not a curated record.
GUUCCGCCAUCUCAAGAGCAGUGGCAUGUCAGAGCAUAGACAUUUACCUUUUGAAGGCGUUAAAGAGCGAGGCAAACAAUCACACGGGAAGCGGCAUGGACUGGAAAGGCCAACGCUCAUGACAGCUGCAUAGAAACGGGGAAAAAACCCUUUAUAUUAGGAUGAUGGUUGAUUCCAGUGGCCCACAGAAAGACUGGUACUCAAUACUAGGUGCCUGUCCAACAGAUGACAUUAAAGAACUCAAACAGAAGUAUCAGAAGCUCAUCCUCAUGUUUCACCCGGACAAGCAGAGGCCGGGCGUAUCAGAAGGUGAAGCGGAGCAGCACCUGCAAAGAUUCAUUGACGUUGAUCAAGCUUGGAAGAUCUUGGGUAAUGAGGAGAGCAGGAUGGAGUACAACCUUCAGCUACGCGCAAAUGAACUGAAACAGAACUGGCCAGUGGAUGCUCAUAUAACCCUUGACGACAUGAAUUGGGAUUCUGACACUGAGUGUUACACGUACAGCUGCCGCUGUGGAGGAGAAUUCAUCUUGGAGAAGGAUGACUUAAAAGAAAUGGAAACAGUUGUGUGCUGCGAUUCCUGUUCGCUCAGCAUUGAAGUUAAGAAGGUCACAUGAAACUUGGAUAUGUUCAGUGAGAUUCUUAUUGGAGUAUUAUUUAGCUCUUUUAAAAUGGGACGUAUUCUUUGGACACGGUUAAUUUUAACAGGAAGUCAACCCCAUUCUUAACUGAAUGUGGCACCAAUGAGAAACUAUUUGUUUAUUAAAUAUUUAUUCAUGAAUUCAAAA